AUGGCUAACUCCAUCGAGACCACACUCAUGACCGCCUUAUCGUCGCUUCCCGCCGCAGACAUCCACCGCCUCGCCCUCUCCAUCUCUGCCGCCCACCGCCGCCGCCUCCUCCGCCUCGCCGCCGUCCUCUCCUCCCCCUCCCUCUUCUCCCUCUCCCUCCGCCACCUCCACACCCUCUCCCUCCGCCGCAAGUCCCUACUCGUCGCCCACCACCUCCUCUCCGACCUCGACCUCCUCCGAUCCCAUCUCCCCUCUCCCCCCGCCGCCGCCGCCACGCAGUCGUCCUCCUCCGCCGCGUCGCUCCGCGACCUCGACGCCACCCUUCUUCUCCUCCUCCUCUGCGAGCUCCACCGCCACGACCGGAGGCUCCUCGACUCGCCGCCGCAAAAUUGGCGGCCGACCCUCCGCGAUUACGCCUCCGAUUGGAUCCUCCGGCCGUCGAGCCUCGCCGGCGGGUGCUCCGACAGCGAAGCCCUAAUUAGGUUCGUGGAAUCGGCGCGGAGGUGCUGGAGUUUGGUCGGCGUGGGGGGUAAGGGAGGGGGAGGGACGGCGGCGGCGUCGCCGGAGGCGGUGGUGGCCCUGCCGUCUGUGGCGGCGGAAGGCGGCGGCGAGUGCGCGAUCUGCAGGGAGGAGAUGGGGGCUGGGAGGGAGGUGUGCGAACUGCCGUGCGGGCAUUUGUUCCACUGGAUUUGCGUGCUGAGAUGGCUGGGGAGGAGGGACACGUGUCCCUGCUGCCGGAGACGGCUGCCGAGCGACGAUGUCCGCCGUGAGAUCGAGCGGCUGAUGGAUGAUAUCGCCGGGGUUGGCGGCGGCGGGGGUGGAGGAGGAUUGUGA
Messenger RNA from Striga hermonthica, 834 nucleotides. The record is from the annotation of a GenBank genome assembly. NCBI's taxonomy places the organism in Eukaryota, Viridiplantae, Streptophyta, Magnoliopsida, Lamiales, Orobanchaceae.